AAACAAUUACGACUUGCCCCUCCUUUUCUUUAAAAAAAGCAAAAAUCUGGGUUCCAGUGAGGCACUUACAAUGGAAGUGAAUGGGGCCAAUCUGUAAACAUUAAAAUACUCACUAUUUCAAAAGUAUAGUUACAAGACAUAAACAAUGUGUGUUAACAUGAUUUUAGUGUGAUAAAAUCACUUUCUAACCUUUUCUGUGUAAAGUUAAAGCCAAUUUUACUACCUCGUUGCCAUGACGAUGUAUUGUCAACAAACCCUAAAACAACUGUAAAAAUGACAAUUUAAAAAAAAAAUUAGCUCAAUUAAUACGUGUUUUAACAAAGGAAUUAAUGUAAGUGCUCUUAAAAAAUUAAAAGCUUCACAUUUCUUUAAACCCUCCAAAAACUUGGCCCCAUUCACUUCCAUUGUAAGCACCUCGAGUUCUGCUUUUUAUUUUAUUUAUUUUUUUAUUUAAAAGGAGGAAUGAGUCAAAAUUAUUUUUUAUGGUAAUCAACAUUAUGGCACAAAUGCUGUCGAUUGAGCUUAACUUGUAUUGAACCCGAAAUAUUCCUUUAAUUAAUAAACGCUUUUACAUUUUAUUAGAUAGAUUAUCCUACCAAAAUGUUCAACAAUGAAAGCCCUCUUUCAGAAUUCUAAAUAUUUGCAAGAUAAUAACAUUUAAUUUGAGACCACUGUUGAAUAGGCAGCAGGAUGGACUAUGGGCCGUGAAGGGCGUUUCAAUCAAAUAUUGCGGAAAAUAUAAUAUCAAUAAAAUGUUUUUAAUCAAAGGCACUUGUUAAAUACACUACUUAACAAACUUUUCAGUGAAUGUAAUUUUGCAUACUACAGAGACAAAACUGAAAAAAAUACGGGCCGAAAGAGAGAGCGAGAGCGCUCGUUGCAAAUCCCAUGGCAACAGCAACCAGAAAACAUGUCUAAAAUAGGGGGCAGUGUUCGCUAUUACUAUAGCAACAGGAAGACACGGCUCCUUCAAUCAGCUUUAGGAUUUGCUGAGAGGGGAAAAACAAAGCUCGAUUCUCUGAAAACCCCGUUAUUAACAGCAAUUAAAUAAGAUGUAUAUUUAAGUGUGAAGUCAUUUGUCUCGUCUCACUGUGACCGCGCACGACUUGAGUAGCUCAGCACAUGUAAUGUGGGACUCAUCUGAACUGAAACUAGCAAAAUAUGGCAAACAAUGUGUUUAUUGCUUUGUCUCUCUCGCUCUCGUUAGACAGCGUUAAUAUUUUUGACAGAUCGCUGAAUUAUCCGCUUCUCCCAAUGGCAGUUAUAGAAAUGCUGAGGCAGGAAUGAGACUCCACCUGUUGUUACACAGAGAGUGCAGUUUAAUAUAUAUUAAUAGAGUUAAUUUAAGGUAUAAGACAUACAUUUUUAUCUUUAAUCUAUGUCACAAUGAUAAUCACAAUGUUACUAGUUGAUUGUGUGCCGUGACAACUACUCCCCAACAGGUAAUUAGCGGAACAUAAUAAACAAUAAGUAAAUAAGCCAUCAAAACGUUGCUUUAAACCAGGGGAUAAUCUUUUUUGAGGUAACUGGCUAUACUUAAAAACUGGCUAUACUUUAAAAGUGUAAACAAAAUCAUCCGACAUGUGAAAAUAUAGAUAGAUAAAGAUGUAUAGUGCUCAUCUUCCGGGUAAAAACUAAACUAAACCGUAAAAUACACUACGUUAAAUGGGAAGAUGGGAGCUACGAAUAAUGUUACAGUGGUUUGUGUGUAAAGUUAUAUGUCGUAAACUGUGCGAUAUGAAAGUUUAACUACUUUCAGGAUUUACUCUCGGAAUGUUUACGUGAAACAUGUGCACGGAGAGUGGAAAACUGACGACCACUGGGAUGCGUCGUCUCUCUCCCGCCAGCCAAUGAGAGUUGACAACAGUUCCUCUCCAGCCAAUCGCUGCACGGCAGGUUCAGUCCAUCCAGCGAAUCGGCUAACAGCUUGAAGCGCUGAUGCAACUAACCUGCAACAACAGCCACGUAUCUCCUGGGUAGCAAAACGUGUUCUUCCUCGCUAGAAUAAAUGAAGUAGUCCCUGUGAAACAAUACACAUCUGAACGGCAGCGUAUUCGUGUUAUGAUAUACAUAUUUAAUGUAUAGCCAGAUAUUGCGAAUGUACGAUAACCAUCCCAACUCUCGUGAAUAGCAACUUUCAAAACGUAUUCUUCUCUCAAACCUCAAACCAACAGUCUUUCUAGAUAGGUAUACAAUGCCUACGGACUUUUUUCACGGAUGUCGAGGAGAAAAUGUGACAGCUAGAUCUUCUGGGCGUUUUCGCCGGUGCUUUAACUCGAGGUGUGAAAUUUAUUCUAGACCAAAACAUCCGUAGGGCGGAGGAAUCUAUAGCACAGGGGGUUGACCGCGUGACGCAGCUGGUUGCUAGGUGUGGGUGACCUGAUGCGUUGACUCAAUUAGCCGAUUCUCAGUCAUCAACUCCAUCACAACAAAGCAAGACCAGCAGCACUUCAGUCCAAGACACUCCGAAGGAGACAUGGCUUUUUAAUUCAGUAUUGUCCUCGAUCCUAAAGAAACACUGUGCUUUGCUCUUGCAUCGCACCCCAAUCCCAAAACAUUUCAGCAAGAAUGGAGUUUCAUAAUGCACACCAAGCCCUGUUUUCUGUGGCUCAACUCUCAAACUUCACUAUUUUGCACUGUAAGCUCAGACAUUUGAAUCGUAGGACCAACGGACAGGAUGAUGACUAUGUCAGCACCCAUUUGGAAGACUUUACUCGUCUGCCCGGCAGACCCCCUCACUCUCUCUCACCCACAGGCUAACCACAGCCAAUCGGAGGGGCGCAAAGGGGAGGGGCCAGAGGAGAGCCAGCACUUAAUUGGUGAUGGUCUUAGUGAUUGGAUGACGGAAGAAGUAGAUUUCUCCUCUUACCUCCCAGCCCCUCACUCCUCUCCCUCCCCAAAUGCAUCCCUUCCCCCCUCGCCCCUCCAGCAUGACAUCCAGGUGCCCUCAGAUUUGGAGGUCAUGACCUCUCUGCUGCAAGAGGAGCUUGCUCAGCUGGAGGAUUACUUCCUGUCUGAACCACUCCCAGAAAAGGCCUCCAAACUGGGCAAAUGUGACAAGGGUCCAACAGCAGUUGGUCCUCCAUCGUAUUACCAGUUGCCCUACACAUCAUAUUCUUCUUCCAACCAACCAGAAUCCAGCCCUCUACUUGUUACCCUGGCAACUGGGGAACUUGACUUGCUGAGCUUUUGUGGGGGUCCCAUUGGGUGUACCAAGAUUCCUAGACACACCCCUUACAGUUGCAGCCGCCCCAACAGCAACACCUGCAGCCGCAAGCGAGUUUCCGAUGGGGCGAGAGUGGCUGAAAGCUACGAGAGUAGCAUCUGGAGUUCCAAAGGAUGUUCCUCAGGUAACUCAGCUGUUGCACCUGGUGGUAGCUACAGCUGUGCAGAAGAUGAACGGGUGGUGGGCAAAGGCUAUUGCCUGGGCAGUGCGGUGGAGAUCAGAAGGUGCGCCAUUUUACCCAAAGAGGAGAAGAACUGCCGCUACACAGAAGAGGCCAUUUCCACAAGUAAGGUUGUUGGCGGCGGAUACGGAUUUAGUGGACCCAUUCAAAUUCCCCACAAGAAAGAUGAAAUGAUGAUGUAUGGUGUCAGAGAAGUAAAUUUAAGUGGCACAGAGAUGGAGAAGAUGAGCGAUGCAAAGAGUGGUUCUAGCGACGUGGUGAAGGCCAACAACACCUGGAAGUCUGAACCCAACGAAAGCUGUUUCCUCCAAGGUACACCCCAAGAAGAGGCCUACCAUAGCUUUCUAGGGGCCAUCAAUGACCCAGUUAAAGCAGAAAGUGCAGAGAUUCAUCGUCAACAUAAUAACUUUCACUGCGGCUUUCUUGAAGGCCAAGGCCCUGAUUGUUUGGGUGGUGACCGCCACAGACCAGAAAUGGAAUCUCCGUGUGCUAGAGGAGUCUGUGUGUUAAAAGAUCCCUGCAUUGUGAAACCAGAGCUAGAGGUACCACUUAUUGAAGGGAACCAAGGUGAACGCAAACAGAAGAAGAGAGAUCAGAACAAGACUGCAGCUCACAGAUAUCGUCAAAGAAAGCGAGCUGAGUUGGACUCAUUAGAGGAACAGCUUCAUGGUCUGGAGGGUAGAAACCGUGAGCUGCGGGACAAGGCAGAAUCAGUGGAACGGGAGAUCCAGUAUGUGAAAGACCUCCUGAUUGAGGUGUACAAGGCCCGCAGCCAACGCCUAAAAAAGGAAACCAGCACCUGACCAAAAGCUUGACCACCUGCAAGUAGAAUUGUUAGCAGUUUGAAAGGCAACAGAAUUUGAGUUGGAAUGUUUUCCGACAGAAUGUUUUAUGUUUUUAGGAUGUGGUGGAGGUUGUACUAUUGCACGUUAUUCAAUAAUUUAAUUUUUGUUACAAACUGACAAAGUCCAUCAACAGCUGCAGCACAGACAUCCACUUUCUCAGAAACAACUCCAAAUCAGUCAGUAUGCACUGUGAUUAUGUCUUGUCUUGAAUGACUGCUAUUUUUUUAACAUGGGUCUGCUUUCUUCAAGAGUGGCAUAAAGUGUCAUCCUCGUUUCCAUAAAUGAGCUUUAGCAACAGAGCAUUUACUGUUCAGGACUGACAGAAAUCAACAUUGAAUAAAUCUAGACCUUAAAUGUAUUAUCAUUUAUUUAGAAAAGGCUGGAAGGUAAUAUCAAAAUUUAGCAUAUGACCUGCAUUUAUCUUAAUUUAUUCAAAGGCUCUUUUUUAGUUGUUUAAAUUAUUUAUUAACAGUUUCAACAUAAUACCAAUACUAAUAAUGCACAACCAAUACAACAUUUGUUGAUGCUAUUAUCUUUACUGUUUUAUAUAUCAAUUAAGGAAUAAGCACUGAUAUUAAAAGCAAUCUAUUUCUCAGAUAUUGAGUUUCAGGGGAAGCAGUCCUCAAAAUGAAUUCACUCAGGAAUAAUGAACCUGAUCAUGUGUUUUUAAAUCCCCAAUUUAGAUUAGUCCUGCAGCUCAGGUAUACAAUUUAUGUCCAAAGUCAUGGAGGUAUGUCAGUUUGUAACUCAAUGCUAAAGACAUGGCACUGCCUAAUGUUAUGUGUGUGUUGAUUUUCUGUACUUUUGUUCUUGCAUGCCGAAGGUUUCAUGAAUCUUUAAAAAAGAAUGCUUUUUUUUUUUUUUGUCUGAAUGACAUGUUGAACAUAACUGCAAAAGUCUUUUUUGCUUAAAAAGUCCUAUUUUAUAUUCUCUUUGCUAACACGUUUCAUUAGAGAUGAAUGAGUGGAAUUUGAUUCACAAACCACUGUUUGGCCCAAUGUCUCUACUGUUAUUGCGAUAACAAUCAGGGUUUGUGAUUUUAUAAAACUUUUUUGCUCUAAUGCACAAGUGUGUGUUUGGGGACAGAAAAUAAAUCUUUAUAGGGAUAGCUUUUUAUAAUUAACUGAAAUGAUUGCGUUGGCUUUAGAUACCAAUUGCAGACUCCCAGCAUCUUAGCAAUAUUUAAUUAACAAUGUAAAUGUCUUAAAUUAUGAUUAUUGCAUUUUUAAUCUGCACAAUUCAUAAUUUUCAUGUUUACAAUUUAGUCGAUUUCAGGGGGUUUUCCUGGCAACCUGUCUAGUGAGUCUGAUUUGCUACUUGAUUAAAUAGGAGACAUGCAAAUAUCACAAUUACAACAAUAACAAAGAAAUCAGCAGCAAAUCGAGCUUUGAUUAGAUCCUCUGUAAUCUUUCUUUUGUGGCAUUUUUGCCGAAGUGUGGUGUGUACCUUACUACGUAGCAAUUUUACAUAUAUUAUUUAAUUCCUCUAAAUUAGCAACCUAGAUACUUAGAGAGUUUACCAUAACGACUUCAAAUAUUUUUUCCUUAUGGCGGUAUACAAUCAUGUUUCUGAAAUAUAGCUUAUUAUGCGCUGUGUUUUACGGCCAUAUGUUGGCAAUGUUUAUUUUUUAUUUUUAUUUUAUUCCCCCCCCAACAAACAACAAUUGAGCCACACGAUGUUCAAGGAGUUUACACCAGCUAUAAUACCAAGUCAUUUUGUACGAGGCAUUUCGAUGUAUCGUCUCCGAAUAGUUGCUUUGUGUUUUCCUGUUACCCUUUGUUUCAAAUAAAGUGAUUUGUUGUUUA
Messenger RNA from Myxocyprinus asiaticus (Chinese sucker), 6057 nucleotides. RefSeq lists its product as uncharacterized. Lineage: Eukaryota; Metazoa; Chordata; Actinopteri; Cypriniformes; Catostomidae. Gene Ontology annotation, molecular function: RNA polymerase II transcription regulatory region sequence-specific DNA binding; DNA-binding transcription activator activity, RNA polymerase II-specific. Gene Ontology annotation, biological process: regulation of transcription by RNA polymerase II. The record is from RefSeq and is a predicted model, not a curated record. The transcript is spliced from 4 exons. Gene Ontology annotation, cellular component: nucleus. The coding region runs from base 2678 to 4210 and encodes 510 amino acids.